UUUCGAUCAUACCCAAGGAAGUUAUAAAGAUGAAAGCGUUAUUCGCUUUGAUUUCCGCGGUGGUGCUCCUCGUGAUCUGUACCACCAUGGUUGUAGCAUUCCCAGUUGCCCAAAACGAGGGUGGAGUUGCAGAUAUUUCAAAAAUGACCGUGAACGUUGGCGAUUUGGCUGAUCCUAAUAAGAUGAGAGAAGCCGUCGAAGACAUCCUUAAGAAGAUUAAAGACGGCGUUUCCAAGGGAGUGGAAGCGUUGCCGAAGGUGCCCAGCUAGGAAUUAGCUUUGGAAACAAUAAAUAUGAAUGCACAACACAUUCGUGCGAAUUAACAUAAUUAGCUCACAAUUGUUCUGUUAGCUUGGUGUUGUAAAAAUAAAGUUAAACUUAACAGAA
Molecule: messenger RNA, 387 nt
Organism: Aedes albopictus (Asian tiger mosquito)
Lineage: Eukaryota; Metazoa; Arthropoda; Insecta; Diptera; Culicidae
Exons: 2
Coding region: 30-269 (79 amino acids)
Source: RefSeq, a predicted model, not a curated record